AAUUACUUGCGCUUUUGCACAUGCUGUCGGUCUCUGCUGCUUUGUGGAGCCAAUCCGACAUGCUCCAAUGGGCUAUCCGAGUCCCAAAGUAGCCUCCAUUGUGGGUAUAUAAAGCUCAACAGUGAGCUUUUUGGCACAAUCAAUCGGCACUUUUUUUUCUCUAUCCAAAUCUGCCUGCCAAGUUGCCAGUCGCUAUGCCUACAAGAUCAUCUCUCAAGACAAACUGGGCGUAUGCAAUCAGAACGGACGAAAAUCCAACAGAAGCGGGACCGCCGCAAGAACGUUUAA
Rasamsonia emersonii CBS 393.64 is the source of this 288-nucleotide messenger RNA. RefSeq lists its product as uncharacterized. Lineage: Eukaryota; Fungi; Ascomycota; Eurotiomycetes; Eurotiales; Trichocomaceae. The record is from RefSeq and is a predicted model, not a curated record. The transcript has a single exon. The annotation marks the transcript as partial.